AUGGGGAACUUGUGCGCUAAACCAGCCAGGUGUGCUCAUGCUUCUUCCAACAACUUCCCUCCUCCUCCUCAUCCUCCUCCUGGAAGUUCAAAGUACAAUGGCGAGGAACAGCAGGAUUUAGCAUCCUCCAAGCAGGGCAGGCCAUUGGGUGGUCUGAAUACUACAGCUCUAAUAGCACCCAAUGCAGUUAAUACAUGUGUUUCUAGCACCCUUAAGUCCUUUAGUUUCAUUGAUCUCAAGAAUGCCACUAGGAACUUCCGCCCAGAUAGUCUACUUGGAGAGGGAGGGUUCGGGUGGGUCUUCAAAGGCUGGAUUGAUGCAAACACUUUAGCUCCCACUAGACCAGGGACUGGCUUGGUGGUGGCAAUCAAGAGGCUCAAGCAGGAAAGCUUUCAAGGUCACAAGGAAUGGCUUGCAGAAGUCAACUAUCUUGGUCAACUUCACCAUGAAAAUCUUGUCAAACUCAUAGGCUAUUGCUCAGAAUCUGACAAUAGACUUCUUGUUUACGAGUUUAUGCCUAAGGGAAGUCUGGAGAAUCAUUUGUUUAGGAAAGGUGUACAGCCUAUACCAUGGGCUAUGCGGAUGAAUAUUGCAGUGGAUGUUGCAAGGGGGUUGUCCUUUUUGCAUAGUUUAGAUGCUAAUGUUAUCUACCGUGACUUGAAGGCUUCCAACGUUCUACUUGAUUCAGAUUUCAGUGCAAAGCUAUCAGAUUUUGGCUUAGCAAGGGACGGUCCUACUGGAGACAACACUCAUGUUUCAACCAGAGUCGUGGGAACUCGAGGCUACGCUGCACCGGAAUAUGUUGCUACAGGUCAUUUGACACCAAAGAGUGAUGUGUACAGCUUUGGUGUAGUGCUGUUAGAGCUACUAUCAGGAAGACGAGCAAUGGAUGAUGAGAGAGUUGGCAGUGUGGAGGAAACACUGGUGGAUUGGGCAAAGCCAUUUUUGAGUGAUAGUAAACGAGUUCUAAGAAUCAUGGACACAAGAUUGGGGGGUCAAUACCCGAAGAAAGCCGCCCAAGCUGCAGCUGCACUUGCAUUACAAUGUCUUCAUACAGAUCCAAAGAAUAGGCCACUAAUGAUUGAUAUUCUAGCCACAUUGGAACGACUGCACUCAAAGGAGACACUGCGGACUCAACAACCUAAAAUAGACCAUCAUGGGGUUAAGCAUUCAAACCAUCUCGCAAGAUAA
Messenger RNA from Fragaria vesca subsp. vesca, 1191 nucleotides. RefSeq names its product protein kinase 2B, chloroplastic-like. Bases 1 to 1191 code for a protein of 396 amino acids. The transcript is spliced from 6 exons. Gene Ontology annotation, biological process: protein phosphorylation. The record is from RefSeq and is a predicted model, not a curated record. Gene Ontology annotation, molecular function: ATP binding; protein kinase activity. NCBI's taxonomy places the organism in Eukaryota, Viridiplantae, Streptophyta, Magnoliopsida, Rosales, Rosaceae.